AUGGCAGCGGGGAGCAGUUGCGUCAACACGCUCCUGCUGAUGCUGCCACUGCUUGCCGUGGUAGCAGUUGGGAAGACGUCCCAUGGUGAUGGUGGCAGCACUAUACAGCUACAGCAGCAGCAUGAUCACAGCGGACUCGAACCCACGUCCACAGCGAUCAAACUGCGGGGAGGAGUGGCGAGCAGCGGCCGGCUCCUAGCAUCCUCAAAUCCUCCAGCAGCGGCGAGCAGCGGCCGGCUCCUAGCAUCCUCAAAUCGUCCAGCAGCGGCGAGCAGCGGCCGGCUCCUAGCAUCCUCAAAUCCUCCAGCAGCGGCGAGCAGCGGCCGGCUCCUAGCAUCCUCAAAUCCUCCAGCAGCGGCGAGCAGCGGCCGGCUCCUAGCAUCCUCAAAUCCUCCAGCUCCUCGACCUUCCACAAACUCUUCCCCUUCCUCUCCCUCUCAACGAAAAUCCCAAUCGCCGCCACGUUCACCACCCUCCGCCGCCGCGGCCAUCGACUCCUUGUCCCGCGCCCCCCCCUGCCCCUCCGAGUGCCCCUCGGGCUAUGUGUUGGAGCCUGUCGCUUCGGGCCUGGUGGACGACCUGUAUGGCACUGUGUUGGUUCUCCUGGACGACGUGCCAGACACAGUCACGGACACAGACGGGGCAGCACAGGGCGGGGCUGGCGGCAAGGGUGAUAGGCGGACUGGCGGCAACGGCGGGGCUGGCGAGGAGAGUGGGGAGGACGAGGAUGAUAGGGAGGUUGGGAACGGGCGUGGUGGAGGGGAUGUGGAUGAGGGGGAGGUGAAGAAGCGGAGUUGCAAAUGCGUGGAGCCGUUUCUGUUGUCGCUGCAGUUCAAAAUCUGCUCCUCCAACAUCACCCUCUCGCCCCUCCUCAACCCUGCCAUCUCCUCUCCACCCGGCCGCCCUGCCCCAGUUCCUCCAUCACCCCCCUCCUCAUCCGGUCCCCCGCAUGCGCCUGACAAGCGGGCAGCAGACGGUGGCACUGACGCUUUCUUCCCGUGGUUCAAACCCAAGGGGCGCAACGGGCGCAAUGACCUGCCCCGAUCACAGCAAGACGAGGACGACGAUGAUCAGAGCCUUUCUUAUCAGGGCGACAGGCAGGGCAGGGCAGGGCAGCAGGGGGGUGAUGCAGCAGGGCGGGGGAGUGCUCCCCCGGCAGCCAUGCCCCUCAACCUACCAGAGCUUGAAUUCCACUGCCUGCCGCUGCUGCUCCCCCCCUCCCCGCCCCUCUCCACUCCUCCCUCGCGAAACCCGCCUGCCACGGAAGCAGUGCGGAAUGCGACAACAGCAGCAGUGGCGAAGCUGUUCACGCCGCCAGCACUCGCCCGCUUCGCAGGCAGCCUCAUGGUGCUGCCGGCGCGCAACAUCCCCGCCACCGCCGUGGCCGUCACUCCCCGCGGCCUCACAGGCGUGGUUCUCAAGAUCUUCCCCCGCCCCGGCUUUGAAGGCUUCCUUCCCGAGGAGGAAGAGGCGAUGUGGGAGAAUCUUGCAGCCAUCGGCCGGGGCGUGUUUGACCAGGAUGUGAGGCCGUGGGGUUCUGGUGCGGUGCGGGACGGUUCUGAGGGGUUCCGGAACGGUACUAGUGGGAGGAAGCACCGCAGGAGUGACAGCGCGAGCAGCAGCGGUGGUAAGGGCGGGGGGAAGCUGUUUGCAGCAAAUCUGCGGGUGUUUGGAGGGAAGGGGCUGAAUGGAGGGGCGGGGAAGCUGAAUGGCUUCCGCAAGGCAUUUGGAAGCAAAGCCUUUGCUCGCCUCGUCCCAGAUCCAGAAGCCAUCCUCGCUGCAGGCGCACUCGAUAUAAGCUACACUGCCAUAGAGGCCGCCACGCACCGCUUCAGCGAGAAGAACCUUCUGGGAAGGGGCACGUUCGGGCGCGUGUACAAGGCCACGCUGCCCAACGGCCUGAGGCUCGCUAUCAAGAGGCUGGACCUGUUCGUUGCUGGGGGGGACGUGGGCCGAGCGGGGGGUGCCGGAGGAGGGAGAAGGAGUGGCCAAGCAGGGGUGGUGUCCAGGGAAGCUGCCAGGAAGCUGUUCGUGCAGCAGGUGGGUGGUUUGUCCCUUGUGGUUCGUGAUGAUCUCGCGUGUUUUGUCGCUGUCUCUCAUGCGCUGAACUGGCGUACGACUUUGUGCCGUGAUGGCGUCAGUGCCCAAUGGGCUACCAAAUCUCCCUUCUCCCGCAUCGCUGCUCCUCUCUACUCUUCCGCCACACCUCCCUUCCUUCUCCCACCCAAACAGGUGGAGGCGCUCUCUCUUAUGCGCUGCCCGCACGUGGUGCCGCUGCUGGGUUACUCCACGGACGGUGUCAGUGCCGUGCUGGCGUACGAGUUUGUGCCCAACGGCAGCCUGCAUGACCACCUGCAUGGCUCGGGUCGGCUGGACUGGGCACACAGAGUGAAGAUAGCCGUGGCCGUGGCCAGGGGCCUGCAGAGCCUGCACCAGCGUCUCGUGCCCAUCGGCCCCGCCUCGCCCCUUUCCCCUCACCACGAAGCCACUGCCGCCCGGGACCCGGCCCACGGCCACCCAGCAGCAGCAACCGGCCAAUCAGCUUCAUCCACCUCACCUUACACCACAAACCCCGGCUACAGCUCCAAUCCCACUGCUCGUAUCACCCCAUCCGACACCUCCUCUGAACCGCUACAGAGCAGUGCCUAUGCCUCUCCACACAGCUCCCUGCCCUCGUCCCUCGGCGGCUCCCCCCACAAGCUGGACACACUGCAGGAGAGUCCGCUGGAGGGCGAAGGGGAUGGGGAGGGGGAGGGGUAUGGAGACGGGGAGGAGGAGUUUCUUGUUUCUGUGGGUCAGGGGAAUGGGCCGAGUGACAGUGAUAGCUACAGCAGCAGUGGGGAGUUCGAGGGCGGGGUGGGGGGCGGUGUUGUGCAUGCCAACCUUAAGAGCGCCAACGUGCUGCUUGAUAACUCGGGGAACGCCAAGGUAACGGACUAUUGUCUCUCCCGCCUGGCGGAGGACGCUCUUCCCACAAGGCGGGGCGGCAGAGCCACCGGCACAUUCGGCUACCUCGCUCCAGAAGGGGUGCUGUUCGGUGUGAACACGCAGCGCAGUGACGUGUACAGCUUUGGGGUGAUCCUACUGGAGCUGAUAACGGGUCGGCGCCCCAUCGACCUUUCCAAGCGGCCAGACGAGCAGUCCCUCGUCUCAUGGGCCGUGCCGCUCAUUGACAAGGAUGAGACGCUCGCCAUUGCAGACCCGGCCUUGAGGAACCGCUUUCCACCAACCAGCUUCCACCACCUGGCCACUGUUGCCGCCGUGUGCGUGCAAUCCGAGCCGUCCUUCCGGCCAACAAUGACGCAGGUGCUCGGGUCGUUGGUCCCUCUCAUAGACCUUGCAGAGCAGUGGAAGAGCCAGGGGAAGCCUCAUGCCGGGCCCCUCAAGUCUGCUUCUCCACCUUCGUCUGGAUUGGCGGAGAAUGACAGUAACGAUAGCGGCGACGACGAUCCGCUGCCGGUGGGCGUGAGCGCGCUGGAUUGGGCGUUCAACAUGCUCCGCUGGUGCCCCGCCAGCGACCUCGAGCUCCGUUCCUGCGAAUGCCGACUGCUCUCGUUCGUUAGGACCCCGCAUCGCGUGAUCCAAAUAGACAUCGGCCACCCGCCGGCCGUCCGCAAGAAAGCCACCGUCUGGCCGUCAGACAAACCGCUGGAAGACACUCUGUCGUGGGGCUGGCAGAAGGCGGCGGAAACCGACGGCGGAAGCGGCGGCGCAGGCGGUGGCGACGCGGCGGAGAACUGCUUCAUCAACACGCUGGUGGUGGGGGCGACGACGUGUCGCGGCGACGGGCGCGGCGACGAGGAGGAGGUGAACGGCAAGCCGAACCUGGUGAUGAUCCACGGGUACGCGGCGGCGCUGGGGUUCUUCUUCCGCAACUACGACGCACUCGCGGAGCACUUCAACGUCUACUCCAUCGACCAGCUCGGGUGGGGAGCAUCUAGUCGGCCCACAUUCACGCCUGCUUCUCCUGAAGAGGCGGAGACGUGGUUUGUGGAGGCACUGGAGGCGUGGCGAAGGGAGAUGGGGCUGCGGCGCUUCGUGCUGCUCGGCCACUCCUUUGGGGGAUUUGUCGCCUCUAGAUACGCCCUCAAGUAUCCCUCGCGCGUGCGGCAUCUAGUGCUGGUGGGGCCAGCGGGGUUCAGCCACGAGUCUGCCAAGAUGCAACAGUUCCGCUCCACAUGGAAGGGCUUUGCCUUCCAGUGCUACUGGGACACCAACAUCCCACCCCAGCAGUUCAUUCGGUGGCUGGGACCAUGGAGUCGGGACAUUGUGAAGAGUGCCACAACACAGCGAUGGUCCGACCUGCCAACACCGCAGGAGAACAUGACUCCCGAGCAAGUGGACGCCUUCUGUGACUACAUAUACCAGACGCUCUCAGCGCCCAUGAGUGGAGAGCAGUGCAUGAAGUUUAUCUUCUCCCUCGGGGCCUUCGCUCGCCGCCCACUCAUCGACAGUGCGGUGCACUGGAAGGCGCCCACAACGUUCAUCUAUGGGGAGCAGGACAUCAUGGAUCAUCGGGCAGGGCUGGCAGCCGCCAAGCAGAUGCCCGUGCCAGCGGAGGUCUUCAACGUGCGCGAGAUGCCUUCAGUGGAUAACACUCAACCUGCCAUAUUCGCCUCUCCUCUCCACCACAUCCUUGGACUCAUCUCCAGCUGCUCCACUGUGGAUGCGGCGUGGAAGCAUGUGGAACCUCACCAUAUCCCCCUCACCACCUGCCACAAGAUUCACCUCGAUAUGACAUCAACGGUUCUGAUCGCGCCGCAAGGGAACAGUGAUAGGGCGGGUAGCCGUUCAGAUGUGGGAUCGGCCAUGGAGGGGAACAGAGACGAAGCUCAGAAGGCGAAAGGCCUCGCCGAGACGAAGCUAUUGGCUGGCGACGUUGCAGGAGCCCGGCGUUUCUGGGAGAAGGCCAGUCGCAUGUACGCGUCGCUCGACGGCCUUUCGCAGAUGCAGGCCGUCCUCGACGUCCACGAAGCCGUCGCGAAGCGGUUACCCGGUGUCGGUCAAGGCGAGGUGGACUGGUACCUCGUUUUAGACGUUCCCGAUUUCUGCGACGACGACGCGUUAAUAAAGAAAUCGUACCGAAAGAAAGCGCUGCUGCUGCAUCCCGAUAAGAACAAAGGCGCGGGGGCGGAGACCGCGUUUAAGUAUGUCUCAGAGGCGUUCGGUUGCCUGUCCGACAAGGUGAAAAAGUCGCAGUUUGACCUAAGAAAGCGAGCCAGAGCAGCCAUCGGAGCGCGCGGCGGGCACCACUCCGCCGCCGGCGCAGCCGCCGCCGCCGCCGCGAGUCGGCAUCACACCGCGGCGAAUCGGCAGCAUGGGGGCAGCGGUCGGGGGCACGGAGCGGGAGGGGGAAGCAGCGGCGCAAAAGGUGGCGCCGCGGCGGGCGGUGCGGCGGCUCCGCAGUUCUACACGCGGUGCCACCAUUGCUGCGCGAGCCUGCUGUGUAAGCAGGACUCGCGCGGGCAGAUAGUGAAGUGUCUGCUGUGCGAAAAGAUGUUCCUCGCUCUCGAACAGCCGCAGGCACAGGGCAGCCUCUUCGAGCGGUUCUGCUCGCCGGGACCCGCCGCGUCGGGGUUCCGCCAGGCAUUCGUGAACGACGUGUGGGACAAGGUGCAGCGGGAGCGCAUGGAGGAGCAGGCGGAGGGGCGGCGCAGGGACCGCGAGCGGAAGGAGGCGGAGGUGGCGGAGCGGAAGCGCGUGGCGAAGGCGGCUAGGGACGCGGAGAGGGAGCGGAAGAAGGCAGCUGCUGCUGAAAAGGCGGCGGCGGUUGUUGCGGCGGCUGUGGCGGCCAUGGGGGCUGGCGCGGGGAGGGAAGGCGGAGGUGGGCAAACGAAGGGGAUGGCGGGUGAGGCGGUGGGGGGAGAGGGAAUGGGCGCGCCUGGUGCAGGGGCGGGCGGGGUGGGGGUGGCGGGAGACGCGGGAGGAGGUGAGGCGGGAGGAGAAGGGCGGAGCACGCGGAAGAGGCAGAGGGGGAGGGAGGGGAAGGAGGAUGUGCUUCUAGGCGACAUGUCUGCUGCCGUUCAUGCUGCCAUGGCUGCUGCGCGCGCUGCUCUUGGGACGGGCGCGAUGAAUGGGCCGGGGCAGGUCUGGGCGGUGUUUACUGACCGGGUGCUGCUGCAGCAGCGGCGGAACGGGGCAGGUUCGGGGGGAGGUUCGGGGGUAGGGUUGGGGGAGGGGUUGGACAGGUAUGAUAUGGUGCAGGUGGCUCGGGAAGGGGAGGUGAAGGGGGGUGUGGCAGCGGUGGUGGGAGCGGCUGGGUUGAUUGGGCUGCCGGAAAGGCCGGAGGAUGGGGUGAGAGGGCAGGUGGUGGUGUGGUUGCUACGACGCAUGGAAGGAUACACGAGCAUUUUCCAGCUCGCGGUGGUUGUGGCGGUGCUGGCGGCGCUGCUGGUGGGCGCCGUCGCGGAGGAGCAGGAAUUUCUUCCCGGGCAGCCCAAGGAGAGUGUUCGGGGCAGCGGAGGCCGCGUGGAAACGUGGAGCGAAGAUUUCAAGCAGCUGCAGGCAGCGGAGGUGGGAGCAGCAAUGAUCACUGUGGAGAGCCAGUCGCUUGCACUGCCCUCCUACUCCGAUUCCGGGCAGGUGGGCUAUGUGUUGAGCGGCGAGGCCAUGGCGGGUCUCCUCAGCCCCAUGGGAGCUCCUACCACAGUCAGGCGGCUGAGGGAGGGCGAUGCGUUUGUCAUUCCGAGGGGGUGGGCGCGCUGGGUGUGGAACAACGGCCAGCAGCCUCUCCGCAUCGUCUCUCUUGCUGACACCUCCAAGGGCCCUUGCCCCUGCCGCUACACGCCCUUCCACCUCAUGGGAGCGCAGAAGGAGCGCUUCGGAGGCGUGCUGCAUGGCUUCAGAAGGAGUGAGUCGGAGGCAUUUUGCAUGGCUUCAGUCAAUUUUCCUGCCCGCCACGUUCUAGUGUACCAAUUCUCCCCCCGCACGCCUUUCCGCGCACCCUUCAGCCGCGACCUGCUGGCCCAGGCAUGGGACGUGGAGGAGAAGGACGUGCAGCAGCUGCUGGAGGCACAGAAGGAAACGUCCUUCGUGAAGGUCACCCCUCGGCUGCGAGCAGAGCUAGAGCAGCUGGUCAACAGGCUUGAGCAGGCAGAGGUGCUGGAUGAAGAGGAGAUUGAAGAGAACGACCAGCCGCACUUUGGCAAGGGAGCUAAGCGCAGUGUGAGCAUCUUUGCUGAUUUCACCUACAACCUCAAGGCCCGCCAGCCGGACAUCUACAUGAAGCGCGGCGGAACUGUGACGUCUGCGAGUGGAUACAAGCUGCCGGCGUUUCGCAAAGUGGGCUUUGCAGUGGCGCGCUUCAGCCUGGAGGGCAAUGCCAUGACGGCGCCUAAAUGGCUGGCGAAUGCAGCGGCCAUGCUGUAUGUGACCAAGGGCAAGGGGCGUGUGGAGAUCGCCUACCCCGACGGCAAGCAGGCCCUGCGGCAUGACGUGAAGGAGGGUGACUUUGUGGUCGUGCCUGCCAGCUUCCCACACGCUGCUCUGGCCUAUGGCGAGGGCCUAGAGGCUAUCGCUAUGAUUCCCAAGAGUCGCCCGCAGCCAGGGUUUCUGGCGGGGGCAAACUCGGUGUUCCGCAUGCUGCCCCCCGCCGUGCAGCGCGCUGCUUUCAACGCCGAUGAGAAGCUGCUGGAGAAGCUGCGGGCUACCAGGCAGAGCGAGUUUGGCAUCCUGCCUCCCAGGAAGAGCAAGGGAGAGACGGAGGAGGAAGGAGAGGAGAUGCCCAUGCUCAUCGAGCAGGUGGUGGGCUUCUGA
Closterium sp. Yama58-4 is the source of this 7755-nucleotide messenger RNA. The record is from the annotation of a GenBank genome assembly. NCBI's taxonomy places the organism in Eukaryota, Viridiplantae, Streptophyta, Zygnematophyceae, Desmidiales, Closteriaceae.